AUGGUGGAGGAUAAGCCUGUAUAAGACUGAUAAGCGGCCUUCAACCCCACGCAAGCUGAGGGACCAGCUGGGACCAGUUUCCAAUUUCCAAAAGGUCCGUGGUCCGUCAGCGCGUCAGCCUCGGGCUGGCUUCCUCUCACAUCUCAGCACCGCCCUCCGACAAGUCGUACGUGACGAACCCUCGCCGCCUGCGCUCCUAGUCGGGGGGGACUGGAAUUGUGUUGAGUCGCAACCCCUCGAUUCGGAGAACCAAAACGGAACGAAUUAUGGGGGUCAGGAGAUGCGCGACCUUGCCACGGCCAACAAUCUUUUCGACGCCUAUCGGCUCCACCAUCCCAAAGGACGAGCCACGACGAAUCGCUCAGCGCCCGGCACGUGCCGUCGCCUCGACCGCAUCUAUGUCUCGCCUGAUUGGGUUGACCUCUUCCAUGAUCACAAAAUUUGGGCUCCUGUCCUCAAAUCGACGCACUCAAUGGUUGUGGCACGGUUCCAAGUGCCGGGCGCAAUCGACAUCGGUCCGGGCAAAUUCAAGCUGGGUUUGCACGUGAUCGAGGGCGACGCGACCUGCGAGUACCUCACUUCCAUUGUCCGCACCCUUUACAACGAAGCCCUCCUCCAGACGCCCAACGAUCCACCAGCAGCUUGGACGUCCACCAAACACCGCCUGCUGCCCGAGCUGCAGGCUCUGGCCCGGACGUUCGCUCGGUUCCGACGUGGAGGGUCGGAGCAAGAGAGGGCGGAUCACUCGCGCUACGGCGCGGCCCUGCGGUCCCGCCUCGACCCAUCUCUACCCAUCUCUGGCGGGUCCCUCUUCCGUCUUCAUCCGCCUGCGCAAAGUGCGAGCAUCCGACCUGAUCCCUUCGCUCACGGUCAACGAUGUUGUUCAUUCCGACCCUGAUUCGAUGCUUGGAGCGGCCAGCGACUACUUCGAGCGGGUCUAUGAGGACCGCCCCAUCGAUGACGCGGCCCUGAAGGCGAUCAUCGACGGCCUCGCUUCAACUCGCCUCUCCCCCGCGGACUCACUCAAGCUCGAGGAAGCGUACCCGUUGGAGGAGAUGACAAAGGCUCAAGAGGCGUGUAAGUCGAACUCUUCGCCAGGGCCUGACGGCCUCCCGGUUGAGUUCUAUCGCGCUACGUGGCCGGCCACUGGCCCGAUUCUUCGAGACGUCAUCAACUCGAUCCCCACCGAGGCCCGUCAGCCUGGACCUCUUCCCCGCAACACCGCCCACAUCCAUCUCAUCCACAAACGCGGCGAGAGGGAUCAGCUCUCGAACAAACGCCCCAUAUCGCUCAUCAAUGCGGACGAGCGCAUCAUCUCCCAAGCCCACAACCAGCGCCUCGCUCCCUUGCUCGAGUCCCUGAUCGGCCCAACCCAACGUGGCUUUGUUCCGAACCGUUGGAUCGGCACGAACAUCGCCGAGGUCCAGUGUCUCAUGGACCCUGGACUUCCGGGCUCACCACCCGUGUCCGGCAUGCUAGCGGUGAUGGACUUUGAAAAGGCUUACGAUCGUCUUUCCCACACGUACCUUGAUGCAGUCCUCUCCGCCGUUGGCUUCGGCCCCAAAGCCCGCCAAUGGUACCGAGCGACCUACACCAACCAAUUCGCCUCGAUCUUCCUCAACGGUUGGCUCUCUGCCGCUUUCGACAUCCUGGCGGGCGUUCGGCAAGGUGAUCGAUCCUCUGGCUCCGUCUCUCUUCGUUCUGGCGAUCGAAGGUUUUGCCUGUCAGAUUCGAUUGAGAGUCAAGGGCAUCGAGAUUGCGGGCCUCCAAAAUAUUCGAGAACUCCUCUUUGCCGACGACGCUUGCUGCGCACUCCACAACCUCUCGGACCUCGACCACCUCACUCGGGCGAUCGAGCUUUACGAACGGGCAAGUGCCAGCAAGCUCAGCAACGCCAAAUCUUUCCUCUACCCCCUUGGAGCUUUUCGGGAUCGCCCGGUCGCCCCAGAUCUCGGGACCUGGCUCUCAGCGAUUCGCAGUUUCGCUACCUUGGUAUUCAGGUCGGGGUGGAGAUCGCCGAGGAUGCGGGCUGGGAAGAUGUCAAGGCCUCGACCAUCGCUCGGAUACGCUCAAUUCCGAUGUACGAUCUCCCAUAUGCAGCCAAGUGUUCGAUCAUCAACAUCUACUGCUACACAAAGAUCCUGUACUACAGCCGAUUCCUCCCCGCCCCCAAGAGCGUUGUCAAGGAGAUCGAGGAUGCGGCCAUGCUCGCCAUUCACGGUCGAGCUUCGGAUGGUACUCAGCGACGUCCGAAGGUCUCCCGGUCGCGCCUCUGCACCCCUCUCGAUCACGGCGGCUUCGGCUUGAUUGAUCUGCCUCGGCGUCUAGCGAUCGAUCACGCGAAGUGGGUCUUCCAGCUCCGGGCCCCGGACGGCUGCUUCACACGCCACCUCUUCGACAUCCGCAUUCGCCUCCAGGCACCGAACGAUCCAACCCCUUUCACCUUGUCCAGACCGGCCCCCAACCAGCAUCGUCGCCCUUGGAUCUGGAUCUGGUGGGCAUACUUUUGCCAUCCUCCCCCAAAGUGGGACCAUGCGGUGAGAAAGACGAGAAAACUUCUUCCUGCACGUUGGGUCCGAUACUUCGAAGCCUGGGCGUCGGUGACCACGCUCAAUCCCCCGGAACUCUCCAAGAGCCAGAACCUCGAGCAAUGGGCGACGCACGUACUCUACUUCCCAGCGGGCCACGGAAUACAACUUUCGGUAAACCCGACGCUUUUUCGAGGGCCCGAUGGCGAGGUGAUGACCCCGUCUUCGUUUGUGAACGCGUCCAAACGCCACCAAGUCUUCAUCUUCCCUCCUAUCUUCCCCAAGGGACACCAGAAGGUAUUCGAUCUGCCUGAGCAACGUUGGAACGCUUGGUGCAAGGCUUUGCGCAAGGUUCGCCGGGUUCACUCGGACGCCGAGGAUACCGGCCACCUUCUCUCCCUGGGGUCCCUCCAUCGGGGCAGCCAAGUCGCCUCCCCAACCAGCCCUCACCCCAACAAUCGAUCGGCCUCCUGUGUGAUGUGCCUCUCGGAAGCACCCGAGUGCCUGGCCCACCUCGCGGUCGGCUGCCCAUUUGCCCGGCGUCUCUGGUCUGCUCUGUCCCCGACCCCCCACCCAGUCUUUGUGGACUUUGUAUGUCCGGUCGUGUCUCGCUCGGAACGUCGCCUUGUCGAACUACGAGUCCUCUUCUUUCACUCGAUCUGGAGGCUCUGUCGCCGUCGCCGAUUCUCGUCGGAUCUUUUGGAACCGAUCACCGAAACGGACUUCGAGGGGCUUCGAGCCUCUAUUCAGGAGUCCAAGGGUCGCCUAAUGUCUCUGUGA
Messenger RNA from Microbotryum saponariae, 3308 nucleotides. NCBI's taxonomy places the organism in Eukaryota, Fungi, Basidiomycota, Microbotryomycetes, Microbotryales, Microbotryaceae. The record is from the annotation of a GenBank genome assembly.